Messenger RNA from Lagopus muta (rock ptarmigan), 3773 nucleotides. RefSeq names its product heterogeneous nuclear ribonucleoprotein A/B (gene HNRNPAB). Gene Ontology annotation, molecular function: RNA binding. Gene Ontology annotation, biological process: regulation of gene expression. Bases 408 to 1694 code for a protein of 428 amino acids. Gene Ontology annotation, cellular component: nucleoplasm. The transcript is spliced from 10 exons. The record is from RefSeq and is a predicted model, not a curated record. NCBI's taxonomy places the organism in Eukaryota, Metazoa, Chordata, Aves, Galliformes, Phasianidae.
UGCAAAUCUAACAAUAAAUCAUGCAAGUCCUUAGCAAGGCUUGAUAAAAUACAAAAGAGAUAUUCAGAGCAAUGACUUUUGCAGAGAAAUUAAUACACUGUAUCAUUAAAACCACCCAGAUUACAUCCAUCAUCUGAACCUAAGCUUAGACAACAGACUUUCAUAAACUGCCACCCAUUUUGGUCUACUCUUGCUGCUGGUCUAUACACUUUUAACUUCAGAGCACACUUCUGCAUUCAGCUGCCACAAAUAUAAAAACCUGCAAGAAAGAAAGUAGUUAGUGAAGCUUAGCAGUACUUAUCUUUUCAUCCACCCCAUUUAAGUCCAGCUGCAGACAUCAGUUCAGUCUUAGCUUCCCCCUCUGUGACUUAAGCAAAUGCAGGAUAAUUUCCAAUUGAAGCAAGCUGAUGGUUCUGUAUAAAUUAACACAUACAGGUGAUAGCAGCUUUAGGUACAGAUCUGAUUACAAUCUAAGCCAAGGAAACCUGAAAGAAGCCAACAGAAGAUCUCUUGCUGGAUGUGGGGAUAGAAGUUGGCCUAAAAGUGGUUUGCUGAAGAACAGCCUGGAUCCUGGACUUCAUAGCUCGCAGAAUAAAGGCGCCUCACGUCCCUCUCGCCUCUGCGGACGGGGCAGCAUGUCCGAAGCGGAGCAGCAGUUGGCGGCCGCCGCCGGCGCCACCCAGAACGGACACGAAGCGGCUGAGAGCUCCGGGGAGCAGCAGCAGGCCGACACCGGCGGGGCCUCGGCGGCUUCGGCGGGCGCGGCGACGGCGGCGGCGGGAACGGCGGGAACAGCGGCGGCGGGAGCCGGUCCUGCGGCGGGGACGGCGGGGGUGGCCGCCAGCCAGAACGGGGCCGAAGGCGACCAGAUCAACGCCAGCAAGAACGAGGAGGACGCGGGGAAAAUGUUUGUUGGUGGCCUCAGUUGGGAUACAAGCAAAAAAGACUUGAAAGACUACUUCACCAAGUUCGGUGAGGUAACUGACUGUACGAUAAAGAUGGACCCCAACACAGGGAGAUCCAGAGGCUUUGGAUUUAUACUCUUCAAAGAACCUGGGAGUGUUGAAAAGGUUCUGGAACAGAAAGAACACAGGCUAGAUGGACGACUAAUUGACCCCAAGAAGGCCAUGGCAAUGAAAAAGGAUCCAGUGAAGAAAAUAUUUGUUGGUGGACUUAACCCCGAAGCUACAGAAGAGAAAAUCAGGGAAUACUUUGGCGAGUUUGGAGAGAUUGAAGCAAUUGAACUUCCAAUGGAUCCAAAGACCAACAAAAGGAGGGGGUUUGUGUUCAUCACUUUCAAGGAAGAAGAUCCAGUGAAGAAAGUUUUGGAGAAGAAAUUCCAUAACGUCAGUGGAAGCAAGUGCGAGAUAAAGGUAGCACAGCCAAAAGAAGUAUACCAGCAGCAACAGUUCAGUAGUGGUGGAGGAAGAGGUAGCUAUGGAGGAAGAGGCAGAGGUGGAAGAGGUGGUGCUCAAAGUCAAAAUUGGAAUCAAGGUUAUGGCAAUUACUGGAACCAGGGUUAUGGGAAUCAAGGAUACGGCUAUCAGCAAGGUUAUGGUGGCUAUGGAGGCUAUGAUUAUUCAGGAUAUGGGUAUUAUGGAUAUGGACCAGGCUAUGAUUACAGUCAAGGCAGUGCAAAUUAUGGGAAGACACCAAGGCGUGGUGGCCAUCAGAAUAACUACAAGCCAUAUUGAUCAAACUUAUUCAGGUGAUGUGGCCUCAGGCAGAAAUGGGUUACUAGCACUUAUAUGAAGAGCUUGCUUUCCCUUUCUUGCAUGAAAGGUGUGUGAUGCAAAGAAAAUCUUACUGUCAGGUGAAAGCAAGGGCUUGUACAGAGUUGUUUCUGAAAUGGCUGUGACAUACUGUUCAUUUACUAACUGUACUCAGAUAUUUUUUGAGGACAGUCUUUCCUAACAACAGCUGUGGGAGCUGUGACUUUGAGCUGUCUGUUCCUCAUGAGAUGAAGCUCUUUACUUCAUCUGCUCAUUGGGAGCUUGUUGAUUAAAGUGCUAACUAGGAACUCGUCAGCUUGAAACUGCUUCCUGAAACUGAUCAGAGGAGCCUGAGAAAAGCAUUUCCAGGAAUGGAGUUACCACUGGUAGCAGCAGAUAACAAAAAAAAAAAAGCCAGUUGGCUCCUCCUAAUUUUUAAACAGGCAUGACCUGAAAGAGCAGGAGUUUGGAAAACAUGGUCUAUAGUAGCUACUAGAAAGAUGUUGCUUUAAAACCAGUUUUAGAUACUCUGUUAAAUAAAAGCCAAUCCCACAUCUGCCACAGUUGAAUAUUUAUUUCUCCUAAAGCUUUCACUUAAUAAUAAGAUAACUGAAAAUAACAAAAUCAAAGGUUAACUUAUCUGGUCUAAGACAUACUAACAUGAGGAUUAAAUGUACAUUAUCACAGUAGAGUAAUUUUUCUUAGUUGGUCUUGAAACAUGUUUGAAACCUAUGGAAAGAAAAUAAUGUUAUGUUUUUCUUACAAAGUAUCAUAAAGCAAAAUCUAAUUCAUUGCCUCGUUUUCACUUACAUGCAAUGUAAGUGUUGUACUGUACUUAGUGAGAGGCUUUUUUGCAUUCUUGCUUUUCUGUAGAGGAGCAUUUUUUUGCUUAUUUUAGAUUUGCAGAUAAGCAUAUUAAGUUAUUAGGUGUCUAAGUUAAACUGAUUCUGUGAGUCAUCCCUCUGUUCUCAAGAAUCCAUAGUACUAACAGUUGUAUGUCUUUUUUAUUAACUUGCUAAAUAAAAUAUUAACACACUUUUCUUGUGCCUGCUAUACUGCUAUUGCUCUGAACCAGAAACUUGCAUUUCCUUAGCUUAGGGCCACAGCACUGUGACUCCAGCAUGGCGCUUGAGGCCAAGUGAUUACAUUCAUAGCCCCGUAUCUAAAACUUUACUGGUACUUGGUUAAAGACACUUUCAGUUGUCUUCUGGUAGGGAGUUGGUUUAAGGAAGUACCAGGUGUCCCACAGUGUUGUUAUCAAGGUGUUAAAGUAGCUUGAUGAUCUGCAAGCUACAGAAGGAGCUCAACAGAUCUUAGAGUUAGGAAGACUUAACAGGUAUUUGUCUUACUGGUGCCCCAAACCUGGUAGGCAGAGGGGUAAGCUGAUGCUUAAUUCAUGAAGCAACAGCCACGAGCUUGAAAUGAUUCUCUGUGAUUCAAAUAAAGCAGGGGCUGCAGUAGUUUUAUGAAGGGCUAUAAACAGUACUAUCCCUACGAGGUUAAAUGGAGGUUCCCAAAUAAUGGCAUGCAAGAUGCACAGUUUUGGAGCACAUGUUCUUAGGGGCAGUUAGAGGAAGACUUACUGAGAGGUCUGAUCCAUCUGACUGUAACCAGGCACUGUAUGAAGCUACAGCUGCUUCUGCCUGGGGCUAAAGACAGUGAGCAGCUGGCACAAGAGCUGUGACAGCAUGAGGCAUUUCUGAGAUAUGUUCGACCUAGCUUGAAAACAAAUGACUUCAUAACAGUGUUACAGUAGAAGUAUCAGACCAAUAGAAGGAAUAGCAGUGAAUUCCAGAUGCAGCCAAGCGUAGUGCGUGCUUCUAGACUGCCAAAGAGCUCUGAACUAAUUUCAAGUAAAAGCAACUGAGAAAACUUAGUCCUGCUCUACUGCCAGGGUCAGUGCCUGUGAAGCAUGUUUAGAAACAUCAACUUCUAAACAGUAAUAUAAAGAGUGAAUAUAGAUAAAUACCUGCUUAGGUUGAGCCAAUGGAUGUUUUCUCCUGGUUCAGAUGUUCUUUUUCCAUAUCUGGAAGGACACCAAGCAACAAUUUCACAAACUUG